Molecule: messenger RNA, 2691 nt
Organism: Aspergillus clavatus NRRL 1
Lineage: Eukaryota; Fungi; Ascomycota; Eurotiomycetes; Eurotiales; Aspergillaceae
Product: putative gamma-tubulin complex component GCP5
Exons: 2
Coding region: 1-2691 (896 amino acids)
Biological process (GO): spindle assembly; mitotic cell cycle; cytoplasmic microtubule organization
Cellular component (GO): equatorial microtubule organizing center; centrosome; gamma-tubulin complex
Molecular function (GO): gamma-tubulin binding; microtubule minus-end binding
Source: RefSeq, a predicted model, not a curated record
AUGGCUUUCACUGAUGAAACUAGCACGCUAACCGACGAGCUAAUUAUAGCAAUCGCAAAGAUUGAUCCAAAUAAUACGUCACGACUCAAACAUCUGAAGCGUCGUGUCGAGGAUUCUUUCAAGUCAGCCUCUCAUGGCCGCACUGACCAGUUCGCGGUUGCAAAGCAACUGGAAGGCUUACAAGAGAAAUUCCAGGUGCUCAAUAAAGAUGAGCUAGCGGACGCUCUUCGGGUGCGCUUGACAGAAUUAGAGGAAUACCGCAACUCCUGGUUUCCUGAGAUCCUGUCCUUACUUCUACAACUAUCGAACCGUCCUGCUCUGUUGUCAGAGCUUAGUCGGCUCCCAAAGCGUCAACCUGAAGGGGUCGUGGAGAGGCUCUCCUGGUCGGAACUGGAUGCUUCAGGAUCUGCAUAUUGCGACGACGAUAUCUGGGAAUGUAUCGAUUAUGGCGCAGAUUCAUCUGAAGAAGAUGAUGAGUUGAUUUCUUCCGGUCGUAGUGAUGCUUCUGUGCCACAAACUUUGCCUUCAAGUCCCAUACCCUCGGACGAGGAGUAUGACAUCCCGGAUGAAGUUUUCUUGCCUGACGCAGACCAGGACUUUAUAGUCGCCAUCAAGGAUGCUCAAUUUUGGAGGGCCGAAAAUCAGGGUGUUUUCACUCAAGCCCGGAGCGCUUCCUCGCAAGUGGUUACAGAGCUUCAAGUUAUCAAAGAGACAAUUUUCAUGCUGCAGGGGCUGCCUACAUCGUUGUUCUGGCGACUCGAUGACAACAUCGAGGUUGACCGACGGUACACGCUCGCACAUGCCUCGAAUGAAUCACUGACAUCGCUAUUACAAUCAUUGGGUGUCAUUGGCGCCAGAAUAGAUGUUCUAAGACAGUUUACGAAGACCAAACAGGCAGUUCCCUUCAUGCAGACCUUCCAUCGGUGCAUCGAGGGCCACCUGCACAAAUUUGAUGCCUUUUUAUCAAAGAUCCAGUCUGGUUUUCUACCUCAACGUACGUCUGUAUCUAUUAGCCUUCUCCAGCUGGCCGAGGAUGUUCGCAAUGAGUCACGGAUGCUCGUGAUUCUUUCUGAUCUGAUUUCCAACCUCCAGUGCAAUGCUUCAGGCAAUUGCGUACGUUGUCUUGAUCUGCUGUAUGAUUCGGUCUGCUUGAAUCAAGCCACCGGCGAUGACUCUGAAUUCAAAGUUCUGGCAGGUCUGUUUUUAUCAUGUCUGGAAACUUAUAUGCGCCCGAUCCACCGCUGGAUGGAAGAAGGGCAGUUGGACUCCAGACAAGGGACAUUUUUCAUCAUAGACAAUCAUAACGAUAACGAUCUUCGAAGUCUAUGGCGCGAAUGGUAUACAUUGGAUGAGACCUCCGGGCUUGAGCAUAUACCACAGUUUAUGAAGCCCUUUGCUCGUCAGAUUUUUACUGCUGGUAAAAGUAUGGUUUUUCUCCAGCAUUUGAAUGCGCUUGACGAGGUUGAACAACAUCAGAAGACUGCUCUGACUUUCGAGGGGAUGUCCAACGAUGAACAUGCUUCUUUAGUCUACCUCCCGUUUGCCGCCACCUUUGGGUCUGCUUUAGAUAAGGUGGUGAAGGCAAACCAAUCUUUCACGUCAAAUCUGCUGCACCAGGAACUUGAUCGGCAAUGCGGACUGUGGACUUCACUUAACGCCUUGGAGCACAUCUACCUCUGUAAGGACAUAAGUGUCUCGGGUGCCAUUGACGGCAAGAUAUUCGAUCUGAUGGAUCGCGGCAGAGGCGCCUGGAGUGAUAGAUACCUUCUCACUGAACUUGCACAAAGUGCGUUUAGCAGGCUGUCUUUCGUCGACCCUUCCAGGCUUAUUGUCCGCUCGCACCAGGAUCCAGAGGGACUCGGCCGUUCCGUUAAGAUGCUCAGAAUGAUCUCUUUCGACUAUAUCCUCCCCUGGCCCGUUGCGAACAUCAUCACCAAGGACGCAAUCCAAAGCUACCAGCGCAUCUCCAUAUUCUUCAUGCAAAUCCGCCGAGCAAAACAGCUGGUCGUGAAGCAGCGCCUGCAAUACACUACUGAAACCGACGCAUUUUCUACCGACAGGGCCAGCAACGCCUUGAGCUACGCCCUGCGGCACAACAUGCUCUGGUUUCUCAACACGCUCUACAGCCACAUGACGGAUUUCGUCAUUUCCACAACAACAAACUCAUUCCACCAAUCUCUCGCUGCCGCCAAGGACGUCGACGCAAUGAUCGCAACACACCGCGCAUACAUGUCCUCCCUGGAGGACCAGUGUCUCCUCUCCAGAAACCUCUCCCCCCUCCACCAAGCCACAAUCGCCCUCCUCGACCUCUGCGUCUAUUUUGCAGACAUCCAAGCAACACGCCACGGAGAAAACCAAUUCGACCACUCCAAGACCCCGGGCAAAUACGCGCGACUGCCUCGUCGAAAACCCCACUUUGCCUCCAAAGACGAGGAACACAGCGACGAGGACGAGCAGGACCACGACAGCGAUUCGCAGGAUGAUUCAGACGCGGAUAUCGGGAAUACCACUGCAAUCUCCUUCUACGAGGCACCAUACGCGGACCGGUUAAGGGAUGUUCAAGACCAAUAUGAUCAGCUCGUUGGCUUCCUGGCUGCUGGGUUGAAGGGUGUCGGACGCGUGGACGGUCAGAUUAGCUGGGAGAUUCUGGCUGAGAAGCUGGAGUGGCGGAAAAGGCGCCCUGCCGUGUAG